This is a messenger RNA of Cariama cristata (Red-legged seriema), 3978 nucleotides long. RefSeq names its product centromere protein J (gene CPAP). Lineage: Eukaryota; Metazoa; Chordata; Aves; Cariamiformes; Cariamidae. Gene Ontology annotation, cellular component: nucleus; centriole; centrosome. The coding region runs from base 1 to 3978 and encodes 1325 amino acids. Gene Ontology annotation, molecular function: tubulin binding. The record is from RefSeq and is a predicted model, not a curated record. Gene Ontology annotation, biological process: centriole elongation; cilium assembly. The transcript is spliced from 16 exons.
AUGCCAACUGUUGAAGAUCCGAGUAGUGAACAAAACUUCAUUGCACACUGGAUGUCCAAUAGUUCCCGUGCUGGAGUCUUAUUAGAUCCUAGUUUUACUGGUUCGAAAAUCAACAAAGAAAAUUUGUUCUCUGGACCUGAAAGCAACACAGCUUUCCCUGCCGAAGUAUUGCGUCUUUCAGACAGCUGUUCUGUAAGUGAUGACUCCUUAUGUGAAGAGUCUGGCAGCUCUUGUACACUUCAGGAGUGUACCACUGAAACAUCUUUUCCAGCAGCAGCAUGUAACGUAGAAACCUCUAAAUCAGACUUUGUCCAUGGUGAAGUGGAUAGUCAGAAUAAACCCGAUCACAGUGAUCCGCUCUUACAAAAGCUUGAACAGCUGAAGGAAUUGCAACAACAGAAACGGGAACAGCUAAAGAAACAACAGAUGGAGCAACUUCAAAGGCUAAUGGAAGAGCAGCAGAAGCUACUUAGCAUGGUAUCUGGCCAGACAGCAGUUCUUGGCUGUGCUCUAAAGGCUGAAAGUCAAAAGCCAAGACCUGGUGAUUCAGUGGGCUUAACAACUUUACACCAAUUGCCAUCAUCUGGAUAUCAGAAUAUCCUUGAAGACAGAGCAUAUGCUCCGAUUGUUUCUCCACGUGCACAAGACUGUGAUUUUUUACAAAAGUUAAACAACAACGAAUGCACCUCAUCUUUGAAGAACAGUCUUUCAGGAGUGUCUGCCUGUGAGAAACAAGGAAAAAACAUGUGGUGUCCAGAACAAAAGAUGGAAAUAUUAACGGAGAGUGAAGAUCAUCGCAUUGAUCCUUUAUGUGUGGAAAUUGCCAACCUCUCUGAAAAUUCCAGUGGAAGAAAACAUUUGUGGACUAAUACAGAGGAAAGACCUAUUAAAGCUGCGAUUCAGGAGAACAAACAGACAUUUGAAGAAUUCCUGGAAGAACAGAUACAACUAGAGGAGCGGCGUCUGGAGCAAACCCAAAAGUUACAGGAGACAAACGGAUCAGCCAUUCAAAAACCAGUGAUCAGACAACCCUUCCUGAAAAGAGGAGAAGGCUUAACAAGAUUCACUAAUGCCAAAUCUAAAAUUAGAAAAAUUGGAGAAAACACCCCAAAACUUCAACAAAGGGCUUCAGAUGACAGAAAUAUUAAAGUGGACAGAUCACAAAUACAGAAGAAAAUUAUGCUUCCUGGCAAAAAACUGGUUUCUGGGAACUCUUUUGCACCAUGUAAAAAAUACAACCACCCUGAUAAAGCAAAACGUUGUGCUCUUCAGAAGACCCUGGUACUCAGGAAUCACAAUGGAAAAAAUACCUUACCAUUAGAAACAAGAAUGCAACCAGGAAAAAAUCACGAUGGACAGAUGAGAGAUUCUUUCCCAUCAGAAAUUAACAACAAAAUAGAAAAUAAAGAGAACAUAGUAGAAUUUGCUAAGUCACACACUAGCAAAAUUGGAAACAAAUUACCUGGCAGAGAAAAGCCUCAGUUGUCUUGUGAGCUGGCCAGUGGCUUUUCUAACUCUAAAUGUCCUGUAGGUCACCCUGUAAAAGAUUCAGAACUGUCUUUUGAAGUUUCAUUUCAGAAUAAGCUGGAAAACUGGGAAAAAGAAAAAGAGAAAGAGAAUCUAGAACUAGAUGAAUUUUUGUUUCUAGAACAAGCUGCAGAUGAAAUAUCUUUCUCGAGUAACUCCUCAUUUGUGCAAAGGAUCUUAGAUCAAGAUCAGCAAAAUUUAAAAGGCCGCAGAAUGUCUUCUACCCCUAUCAAGGCAAAACAGCAGCAAGUAAAGGCACUGGCUGUUGAACUUAUAAAUAAGCAAAAUAAAAAGGCAGACUGUACGACACAGGGAAAUAUAGAUGAUGGAGCAGUUAUGCAUGCAGUCCCAAAUUCAGCUUUUAGAAUGCAGGAUCCAUUGAGUAAAACUGACAGGGUAAUAUUUUCAGCUUCUUCCAUGACAGCAGCUCCGGCUUUUAAAAGUAAUCAAUGGAUUGUAAAUGAAGAUAAGGGUGAGGGCAAUGGUGAUGCUACUACAGAUUCUGAGAGUGAAUUUGAGACCACAUUAAAGCAUGAAAAUGAAGAUGCUAAGGCAUCUUUUUUGAGCCAUAGAGAAAGCGAUCCAGAAUGUUUUGAUUAUGGAGAUUCUGUUACAGACAUCAGCAGAGAAAGCAAAAAUGGAGAUGCUGACCUUGGCUUGUCAGACAAAGAGUGCAGUGCACUGUCAAAGCAAAAGAUUAGAAAAGCUUCAGAACAUCAGAGGGGCAUGUCUUGUAUAAGUCGGAGUAAGUUCGAGUUUGAUGAUGAAAGAACAUGGAGUGAUCUUGAUGAAAAUUAUGUUAACAGUGAUUUCCCUGAAAAAUACACUAAAAUACCUUUACAGACGGACUUUUCCAGUCAGAAUAAUACAACUGUCCCAGGUAAAGCAAUAAAGAGAAAAGUUGCCUCAAAGGGAGGAGAUGAAAUGUCCAAAGAGUCUGCCGUGGACAGUGAUUCAACCGGACCGCCUGUAUCAAACCUGAUGAUGAAACUGUUUCCUUCGCUGAAACCGAAACAGAAGGCAGGCUGUCAUUCAGAGCAUGAAAUCAAAUCAAAUGUGGAGCAGGAGCCAGGAGGAAACACUGUUCCAUCCCAGGUACUGAGAGAGAGACUGACUGAAUUGGAAACUGAAAUAGAGAGAUUCAGAGCUGAAAACACAACUCUAACUAAACUCCGUGAAGAAAGAGAGCAUGCCUUGGCAAUCAUCAGGAAAGAAAUUGCAGCCUUUCAACAGCAGAAAGCCCGAGAACUGGCUGAAAUAGAAGAAUAUAAAAAAAAGGAAAUAAAAAAACUGCAAAAGGAGCGUAAAGUCUUUGAAAAAUAUACCACAGAAGUUAGAGCAAUUCCUGAUAAAAAAGAACGCGAUGAAAUUCAGGCUUUGAAACAGCAGAUUGCACAGUUACAGGACAAUUUAAAACGAAAAGAGGCAAAAUGGUCAACCACCCACCGACGCCUGAAAGAUCAAAUAGAAGCUUUAGAAAAUGAGAAUAUGGAGUUAAAAGAGGAAGUCAAAAUAAUGGAGAGGUUUCGUCUAGAAGCCUGGAAGAAAGCAGAAGCUGCUGGAAGCAAGAGGAAAAUAGAAAAUUCUGGGAUGACUCUAAGAAGAGCAGAAUCUUGUCUACCAAACAGAGGCCCAAAAAGUCAAACUGCAUCUCCGCUUCUUCCAGUACAGAACUGCAUCAAGAUAAAUGGCAAAAGUUGUUCACAGGCAAAAGGAAAGCUUUCUAUAACACCUGCAUUGGGACCUGCCAGUGACAGAAGCAACUCUGAGACAAUGACAGCACUAGAAGAUUCCUCUAGGAAUUUUAUGGUAGACACUGCUCCUAAUGAAGCUCAUGUGUCACUGCUAUCUGGACCUGCCUGCACAGACAGUGAAGAGAUAGAGAGAGAAACUGCUUAUCCUGAUGGAAAGGUUGAAAAGGUUUUGAAAAACGGCUGUCACCUCAUAUUUUUCCCCAAUGGGACGUGGAAAAAAGUGGGUUCUGAUGGGAAGACUGUAACUAUAACCUUCUUCAAUGGGGAUGUGAAGCAGGUUAUGCCUGAUCAGACAGUGAUUUAUUAUUAUGCUGAUGCUAAGACUACACACACUACAUACUCUGAUGGCUUAGAGGUCUUGCAGUUUUCAAACGGACAAAUAGAGAAGCAUUAUCCUGACGGCAAGAAAGAAAUUACCUUCCCUGAUCAAACUAUUAAAAACUUAUUUACGGAUGGGCAAGAAGAAAGUAUCUUUCCAGAUGGUACUAUUGUUCGUAUUCAGCGAGAUGGAAGCAAAACUAUAGAGUUCAAUAAUGGCCAGAGAGAACUACACACAUCGCAGUUCAAGAGACGGGAGUAUCCAGAUGGUACCGUCAAGACCGUGUACGUGAACGGACAGCAGGAAACAAAGUAUGUCUCUGGGAGAGUAAGAGUAAAGGACAAGGAUGGUAAUGUUAUCAUGGACACUAAGUUGUAA